Messenger RNA from Caenorhabditis elegans, 1053 nucleotides. RefSeq names its product G-protein coupled receptors family 1 profile domain-containing protein (gene C50H11.13). Gene Ontology annotation, cellular component: membrane. The coding region runs from base 1 to 1053 and encodes 350 amino acids. The record is from RefSeq and is marked reviewed. Gene Ontology annotation, biological process: signal transduction; G protein-coupled receptor signaling pathway. Gene Ontology annotation, molecular function: G protein-coupled receptor activity. The transcript is spliced from 8 exons. Lineage: Eukaryota; Metazoa; Nematoda; Chromadorea; Rhabditida; Rhabditidae.
AUGUCUGUCACAAUGGCUCUACAAUCCCUUAUAAAAAGUCCAACUCUAGACGACGAGCAAGAAUAUCUCGAAGAAUGGACGAACAGCUCUCGACUUCUCUUCUACUCUGUCAUUUCCAUUUCUCUACUAACUCUCCCAAUUCUUCUCUUGACCUUCUGCUACAUUCUGUGCAGAAGCAAACGAAAUGCGCACUUUUUGCCGUACUUGUGCUCAAUAUUGGCCGCUAAUUUCGUUCUGCUGUCUACAAUUUUUCUGAGUGUGCUUGCAAAGAAUACGGAUUUGGUCUAUGACACCAUUCCCGGCUUCCUUGUCUGCAAAAUCUCGACAUUUCUCGUCAACUCCUCCUCCUGCUUCAUCUACUGGACAUGGGUCGCCAUGUUUGCAGAAAGGUGCUGUAACAUAUUCUUCCCACUUCGGUUUCGAACUUCGAGCUCAUUCAAAACCGCCGGAGUUUUGUGCUCAAUUUUGAUAUUUUCAAUGAGUAUUCAGUUGUGGACUCCUAUUUUUAUAACGGAAAAGCGACUUGAUAAUCAUAUGGAUUAUAUUUAUUGUGGGGAAGAUCCAAGAUAUUCAAGCCAAACCCGAAUAAUAAUUGUGCUGGAAUGCCUAACUACCUUCUUCCUACCUCUAAUCCUUACGAUUUUCGCCGAUAUUUCGGUUUUAACAUGGAAAAGUUCGUUUGGAAUUGACAUUGAUUUGGUGUCCCGUGAAAAGAUUAGCGGAAAAAAUAGUGAGACAAUGAAAAUUGUGUCAACUAAUAGUUUGAAGAAUUCAAAAAAGCGCCGGUCAAAUGCAAUCCGUCAGUGCUUGAUUUCAUCGACAAUCACGCUUUUUCUAAAUCUUCCGAAUUAUAGCUUACAGCUCCUCGACGAGUUUUUAAACUUUCGCGACAGCAAUUCCAUUCAAGCGCGAAGAAUAUUUUUAAGGAUAGACGCAUUUGUUUACGUGCUGUAUUUGAUGCAAUUUCCCAUAACUCCACUUCGAAUGUUCACUUUGUCGAAAUCUCAUACCAGACGGGGAUCUCGUCAUCGAAGGAAUACGCUUAUUGCUUAA